AUCCAUUUUCCGCGUUUUAGAGAGAGCAAAUCUGGGCGAUUUUCGCGACCGGCGGUUUACGCAUCGGGAAAUUUUUGCCGGCGAAUUUCCGGCAUCGAAUUGACCGUUUCUUCUCUUCUUCGACGCAUCUAUUUCUCUCCUGCAACAUACUCAGGAAUCAUUCCAUUUCACCGGAGGAGUCGGCGUCAAUCAAAGUUUGAAGAUUUUGCGAAAUUUGGAAAAAAAUCUCCAUUUUCGCCGCGAGAUCUUCGCCCUUCGGGGAGGUCUUCUAGCGGUCCUCUGAGGUUUCUGAGAGGUUGCUGAUGCUUCUUCUAGGGUCACUGAAGCACGAGUCACAACUCUUGGAUCGAUCUACACUUUCAGGCGAAAAACGGUUAGUUCUUCCUUCGAUUAACCUCUGGUAGCGGCGACAACAACAGAUCAUCAUCAGGCAGAUUAAGAUCUGAUCGAUUAACUCUCACUUCUCUCCAGAAACAGAUAGAGUGACUAAGGUUAGAGAAGAGCUGGAGUCCUCACAGGAGGCGCAGUCCUUGAAGGCCACCGCGGCCGGAAACGGCCAGAUCCGGUACCGAUCUCCAUCAGCAGCGGAACUUCUUGAGGGGCAGUCCUUGGUAUUGCCGUCACUUCCAACUGUGGCAGAUCAGGACCAUCACAAUCAAUUAGACAAAAUGCUGAAGCGUAAUCGACAAUCCGAGUCACUCUCCGAUAUGAUCCACCGUUUCCGAGGCGUUAUAAUGCUUAUUUCAGUCUCUAUCCUACUCGUCUUCUUUGUUAUUUUCUUGAUGCCUUCCAAUUCUCCCUCCGAUUCCAUCGAAUCCUUAUCUAGCCGCAAGGUUGCAGCCAAUUAUGUCAAUGUCCGCAGUGGCUCCAAGCGUUAUGCUGUGAUCUUUGAUGCUGGCAGCUCUGGUAGCCGUGUGCAUGUAUUUUGCUUUGAUAAACACUUGGAUCUGGUACCUAUAGGAAAAGAUCUCGAACUUUUCAAACAGUUAAAGCCCGGUCUAAGCAAUUUUGAGAAAGAUCCAAAGGCUGCUGCAGACUCUCUUAAGCCUUUAUUAGAGGAUGCAGUAAAUGUUAUACCCAGAGAGUUGCAUAGAAGUACACCAGUCCGAGUUGGGGCAACUGCAGGUCUGAGGCAAUUACAAGGUGAUGCAUCAGACAAAAUCUUGCAAGCGGUUAGAGACUUUUUGAGAAAUAAAAGCGGCUUAAAAUCCAAUGAUGGUUGGGUCACUGUUUUGGAUGGAAACCAGGAAGGUGCUUAUCAGUGGGUAACCAUAAAUUAUCUUCUAGGAAAUCUGGGUAAAUCAUAUGCUAAUACAGUUGGAGUAGUUGAUCUGGGUGGAGGAUCUGUGCAAAUGGCUUAUGCUAUAUCGGAGUCAGAUGCUGCAAAAUCUCCUAAAGCAUCAGAUGGAGAGGAAACAUAUGUGAAGGAAAUGUAUUUACAAGGAGUGAAGUACCACCUUUAUGUUCACAGUUACUUGAACUAUGGCUUAUUAGCUGCUCGAGCAGAGAUUCUGAAGAAGAUUGAAGGUGGUUCUGGCAGCCCAUGCAUCCUGGCGGGUUAUCAAGGUCGUUACAAUUAUGGUGGAGAAUCCUUUGAAGCAUCAGCUUCAACAUUUGGUUCAAGUAUUAACGAGUGUAAGAACUUAGCUUACAAAGCUCUCAGGGUUGAAGAGAUUUCUUGUAAGUAUAUGAAGUGUACAUUUGCUGGGAUUUGGAAUGGUGGGGGUGGUGAUGGGCAGAAGAAUCUAUUUGUUGCCUCAUUUUUCUUUGACAGGGCUGCUGAGGCCGGUUUUGUUGAUCCAAACGCAGCCGCGGCUAGAGUCCGGCCUGUAGAUUUUGAGGAUGCAGCUAAGCGUGCUUGUCAGACAACAAUGGAGGAGGCUAGAUCUGUAUAUCCACGCGUUGAAAAGGAUAACCUCCCAUACUUGUGCUUGGAUCUUGUGUACCAAUACACAUUACUUAUUCAUGGAUUUGGUCUGCAGCCUUUGCAAGAGAUUACACUGGUCAAGAAAAUUGAAUAUAAAAAUUCCUUAGUUGAAGCAGCAUGGCCACUGGGUAGUGCGAUUGAAGUGAUGUCAUCAUUAGUGUAACUCCAGACAUAAAUAUUAUUUUUUGGGUGAGUAGAUCAACUGGAUGCUACUUAUAUGUUGGCAUCGGUGUUCUGAACAGAUCAUCAUUUCUUGAUUUUGCUUGGACCAAUACUUAUUUUUUGGGAUCAGUUCAGAUUUUUCGAAAACUAAUCAACCUUGAAUAUAAAUGAACUCCUCACGAUUAUGC
Molecule: messenger RNA, 2277 nt
Organism: Impatiens glandulifera
Lineage: Eukaryota; Viridiplantae; Streptophyta; Magnoliopsida; Ericales; Balsaminaceae
Product: probable apyrase 1
Exons: 10
Coding region: 669-2090 (473 amino acids)
Biological process (GO): nucleoside diphosphate catabolic process
Cellular component (GO): membrane
Molecular function (GO): nucleoside diphosphate phosphatase activity
Source: RefSeq, a predicted model, not a curated record